UCCUAGAAAUGAACUACAAAGAGGCAGUGAUAGCAGCUGUGAAGUAUGGUGAGACAGUGCCAGUGCUGGUAAAUGGGAAGCGUGUGAAAAUAAGCGUAGCAGAAAAACCAAAAGCACCUCCUAGCCAGGUCAAAGUAAGUCUAAAGAAGGCUCCACAGAAUGUAAAGAAAGCUGCAUUGAGUACAAAAAAAGAUGGAAACAGUACUACUACUAAGAAGACUAAAUCUGUUACUCCAGCUGCUUCUGCAGCAAAAUUAACAAAAGCCGGACAAACCGCAACAAAAGCAGUUAAACUUUCUGGUAAACAUGAAGUAACAAAGAAACCGGCGGUGCAAACAGAUAGUAAAACUAAGAAAACUUCAGCCACUUCAGCAAAACCUAAUGAAAAGAAGCGUAUUGAUCCUAAGAAGUCUGCAGAAUCCAAAAAGAAGGAUGCAAAACCUAAGAAAGUCACAGAACCGAAGCGGGCUGUAGAGACUAAGACGGCCGCAGAAUCUAAGAAGGCUGUAGAGGCUAGGAAGACCACAGAACCUAAGAAAGCUGGAGACGAUGAGGCCAAAGAAAUUAGUAAACCUGUAGCUGUGCAAGAGAAAAUUACACUGACUUCUACUCUGGAGGUGGAAUCAAAUCAGUCUAUGGAAUCUGUAGCCAACAAAGAAAAUCUUGAGGCCAAGAACACUGUGGAAGUGAAGACAGCUGAAAGUACCAAGAAGGAAAAUGCUUCAAAAGCUACUGCAGAGUCUACAAAGAGCGAAGAACCAAGUGAGCCAGCUAGCAAGGAACUUGAUGACAUGUGUGUUGUUCUUAUUUCAAACUUACCUGAUAAAGGAUAUUCUGUUGAGGAAGUUUCCAACCUAUCAAAGCCAUUUGGAGGACUGAAAGAUGUUUUAAUUUUGUCUUCUCAUAAAAAGGCAUAUCUGGAAAUAAAUCAAAAAUCUGCAGAUUCCAUGGUUAAAUUUUAUACCUGCUUCCCAAUGUCAGUGGAUGGAAAUCAGCUUUGCAUUAGUAUGGCACCAGAAUACAAGAACAUAAAAGAUGAGGAAGCUAUAUUUACUGCUAUUAUUAAAGAUGCCAACUCGAAGGUAAAUACAGAAACUUUAUAUAAUCAGUUUGUGCAUCUUGGUAAUUUACCAGAUGAUGGAUACACAGAACUUGAAGUAGUUUGCGUGGGACUUCGAUUUGGGAAAGUGGAUCACUAUGUUGUGUUGAAGAAUAAAAAGAAGGCAAUUCUUCAGCUAGAUAGUCCUGACUCAGCUAAAUCAAUGUGCUGCUUCCUAAAACAGUACCCAUAUAACAUGGGUGAAAAUACACUGACUUGUAUGCUAUCACCAAGAACAGAACUUGCAGAGGCUGAAGUUACAAAAAAAGAGCUGAAAAACCAAGAACCAAGUAAAGGAAGCUCUGACUUGAAAAAAAAACCAGAGGGAUCAGGAGUGGUGCAAACAGCAGCUGCUAAUCCUCCAGUAGAGACUAGUGUGGCAAAGGAAGAAAUCAUUUCCAACUCUGUCAAAGCCAAGACUUCAACAGUGCAGAUAGAAGCCUCUGAGUUGGAGCCUGAAAGAACGGUAUGUGAUUCUGCUACAAAACCAUCGGAAGUUGAAACAUCCAAGGGGGAAUCUGAAGUUGCAGUUACUGGCUCAGAAACCAAACCAGCUGAUGAUGAAUUAUCCAAAGUUAAAUCAGAAGAGAUCCUGCUGCCUCCUUUCAACCUUCAGAAGGAAGAGGUAGUUAAAGAUAACUCUGAAACAGAAUUGUUGGAAUCUGCUAUCACAACUGUAACAGAAAGAGAAACUAAAGUGAAACCCGAAGAAUUUCCUGUUCCUGCCAGUGGAUCAUCAGAAGAGUUAUCCAGUGUGGGCAAGCUAGAAGAUGUGCAGUCAGACUCUGCUGUGAAACCAGCAACAGUGGAAACAGCUGAGGCUGUUUCUGAAGCAGUGCCACCUGAUUCUGCUGCAGUUUUGGUAGAAAUGCUGUCAGCUGAAGACAUACAACCAAGCAACAAAUUGGAUACUCCUGUAAAAAAUGCUGUUACUGAUACAGUGGAAACUAAGCUUGAAAUACCUGUGGCCAGUGCUGUGGGGUCUAUAGAGAAGAAACCAGAAAAGUCAGUGGCCAAAGUUGGAACAGCCUUGGAGAAGAAACUGGAAAAGUCAAUGGCUAAGAUUGGGACAGCCACGGAGAAGAAACUGGAGAAGCCUGUAGCCAGCAUUGGGAUGGACAUAGAGAAGAAACCCGAAAAGCCUGUGGACAACGUUGGGACAGAUGUCGAGAAGAAACCCGAAAAGCCUGUGGACAAUGUUGGGACAGACACAGAGAACACUGAAAAAAAUGUGCUGAAUGAAAAGAAUGAGCGAACUUUAAUCAAGGCACAUCAAAAUAAAGGACCAGGACAAAUUAAAAUAGACGAAACCAGCAAAGCAAGUACGUCAGCUGCAGCAUUUGUAUCCAUCAAGGAACCUACCUCUGUUGGUAAAACAAUCUUAAAGGCUGUGGUGUCUAUCCCUGAUAUAUCAAAGUCAAGAGUUAUGAUGCGGAGAAAUGAGACUUCUCUAACUAAAACAGAGGAGCAGAAAGCUUCCUCAAAACCUGAGACCAGAAGCAGAUCUGCUACUGAGAAGAAACUUUCAUCAAAAGAAGUGGGUCAACCAAGAGCUACUGGCAGCAGAUCAAGUCUGCCAGAUAGCAUCACCAAACCUAAACUGGACAUGAGUCCUGUUGUUGUAAAGGCAGGCAGUGGGAGGAGUUCAUCUCAGCAAGACAAGGACUCAAGAGUGGAAUCUAGGGGUAGUUCAAAGCAGUCUCAGGAGAGAGAGAGUAGAUCAUCCAGCAUGAAGAAAGACGACAACAGCAAUAAGGUUCCUGCUGGUCGAAUUAGUAAGAAUUCUAAAACUGUCUGUAGUGGCAAUGUAAAAUCAAAAGAGGAAGAAGAGCUUUUCCCAUUUAACUUGGAUGAGUUUGUUACUGUGGAUGAGGUUGUAGAAGAGACAGACUCUCCUCUUCAAACCAGACGAAAUCCACCCCGGGGGAAAAGAAAAGACUCUGCUAAAAAUAACGCUUCCUCUGAGCCUAUUGCUAAGAGGAAGAAAGGUAAAAGCUCCAUAGCACAUGUUGCUGAGAGCGACUUAUCCUUUGUCACUUUGGAUGAGAUUGGAGAAGAGGAGGAGAUGACUGCACAACUGGUAGGAGACUCCAAUUUAGAAGCAAUAACAGACCCACAGGGUCUAGUUACUGUGGAUGAAGUAAAUGAAGAAGAGGAGCUGAUUUCAGAAGCAGUAAAAGACCCACAAUCACUUGUUACUUUAGAUGAGAUAUCUGAACAGGAAGACUUUUCUUCACAUGAUGUACCUAAAGAUGUCUCCAGUUCAGUUUAUGAGGAGCAAGAUCUUCUGAAAGCAGAACCCUUGGUAACUGUGGAUGAAAUAGGAGAAGUUGAAGAGCUCCCUCUAAAUGAGCCUUCAGAUUUGAAUAUUGAGGAGACCUUAAAACCUAAGGAAGAGGAUGAUAAAAGGGCUAUUGAGGAUCCUGGAGACUUUAUCUCUUCUCAGCUGCCUGAAGAUCCUAGUACUUUAGUGACAGUAGAUGAAAUACAGGAAGACAGUGAUGAUCAGCCUCUAGUAACUUUAGAUGAAGUUACUGAAGAUGACGAAGACUUUUUGGCAGAUUUCAACCGUUUAAAAGAGGAACUAAACUUUGUUACUGUAGACGAAGUUGGGGAGGAGGAUGAAGAGGAAGAAGAAAAUACUUUUAUAGGCACAAACCUGGAAGAGGAGGAUAUUGUUGCAAUUGCAGGACCAGAGGAAAUGGAAAUUCUGGCAGAUAUAGGGCCAGAAGAGGAGGAUGAUAUUGCAAACUCGAAGUCAGAAGAAAAGGAGACUCUUGAAGCUGACACAAAGGAAAUAGAAAAGGAGACCCUUGUAGCAGAUACACAGGAGGCAGACAAGGAGGCACUUUCAGCAAAUAAAGAGGAGACUGAAAAAGCUGAAAUUUGGAACAAGACAAGUGAAAAAGAGAUCAAAGGAGAAACUGAGAGUGAGCAGCGGUCUGCAGAGCUAAGCCUGAGCAAAGCGCAUGACUCAAAUGAAAUGGGGAGACAAACUAAGAACAAGCAGCAGCCUCCAGUGAAAACCCCAGGCAAAAGAGGUAGACCUAGGAAAAGACCAAUUGUUCCACCACCUGAGACACCUGUUGAAACAGAGCAAGAAAAGUGUGACAAGAACACUGAGGAGGCAGCAGAUAAAACAGAGUUAGUGGAAGGCUCAACAUCUGAUUCCAAGAAGGAGAAAAUAGGAAAGGGAAGCUUGACUACCCCAGAAUCACAUCGUUUGAGUGAAGACAGUCAGGCUGCAACUGUUAAAGCGCCAGAUACAGAAUCGGUAUUACCUGAUCUAAAUGCAAGUCUGCUGCCUGAUGCAGAUAUAAAGCAGGAAGGCUGCAGUGAGACGCCUUCACAAUCUUCUGAAAAAACGGUGAAAGAUGAAUUUGGAUCAGGAGAUACGGAACCAGAGUCUAAACGAAGAAAAGUGGAUUCCUCAGCAGAUAAAUCCAAGACACCAAGCACUCCAAAAGGUUUAGAUUUUCUUGUUCCAAAGGCUGGCUACUUCUGUCAGAUCUGCUCUCUCUUCUAUGCAGGUGAAAUGUCUAUGAAAAAUCAUUGCAAGACACUGCGUCAUCAGCAGAAUAUGGAGAAAUUCAUGGCCAAGCAAAAGGAUGGGGAAGAUGAGGAGGAAGAUGAGGGGGAAGAACUUAGUUCCAGGUGAUCUCAGGAGGAGAGAAGAAUUCUUUAAAACAAUUUAAUUUAGGGUCCAGUAAAUUUUGUGUCUUUUGUUAUGAUUUAAUUUGUAAUUUUGUUUCAGAAGCAAACUCUGAUGUUGUAUAAAUUUGAGUUCAAGGUAGACAAAGACAGAGAAGAAAAUGUAUGGUGGUUUUGAUUUCUAUAUCAAAUCAUCUGGCUUGGGAGAGAUCUCUUAAGUGUUGAAAUAAAUGUUCUUACUGUAUAGUUAACACCAUGUGAUUGUGUUUGGUGUAAUUUCAUGUUUGGCAAUUUUACUGCAUCACUGUAGAGGAUUUAUGGAACCUCUUCCAGAGAUCCACAUUUAGUGUUUCUUUGCAGAUCUUAGCUAUUGAAAUUUCAAUCUUCACGUUUCAUGUAGAGCUGGGUGAAUUGUCUUCCGAGAACAGUAAAUUGAUUGAAAAAUA
Messenger RNA from Terrapene triunguis (Three-toed box turtle), 5196 nucleotides. RefSeq names its product zinc finger protein 638. The coding region runs from base 9 to 4757 and encodes 1582 amino acids. Gene Ontology annotation, molecular function: zinc ion binding; mRNA binding. Lineage: Eukaryota; Metazoa; Chordata; Testudines; Emydidae. The record is from RefSeq and is a predicted model, not a curated record. Gene Ontology annotation, biological process: regulation of RNA splicing. Gene Ontology annotation, cellular component: nucleus. The transcript has 23 exons.